Molecule: messenger RNA, 1611 nt
Organism: Vanderwaltozyma polyspora DSM 70294
Lineage: Eukaryota; Fungi; Ascomycota; Saccharomycetes; Saccharomycetales; Saccharomycetaceae
Gene: CMR1
Product: Cmr1p
Exons: 1
Coding region: 1-1611 (536 amino acids)
Biological process (GO): regulation of DNA damage checkpoint
Cellular component (GO): nucleus
Molecular function (GO): protein binding; DNA binding
Source: RefSeq, a predicted model, not a curated record
AUGGUUGAGUUAACUGAGUUUCAAAAGAGACGUCAAGAGAAUAUUAAACGUAAUAAUGAUCUUUUGAAGAAAUUGCAUUUAGGAGGUGCAGCUUCGAGGAUAAAAAGAGAGGCAGGAGUUGAUGAUACUCAUCGUACAGUGGUGAAGAAGAAGAAGUCUCCUAGUGUUUCGAGAGGGAGGAGUGCUUCUCCUAAGGUUGCACCUGUGGCUACUAGGAGAUCGAUGCGUCUGAGAGGUGAGAAAGUUGACAAUGUGGGGAUACCAAAUGUAAGUGACACUCAAUUGAUGAAGAUGAGUUUGGAUGGGACUUCUGGUAGUUCUGUUAAUGAUAAGGAACUGGUGGAUGAGAUAAAGGACACUCCGGUUAUUGGUGAUGUGAAAUUGAGCGAUUUGAUUAAAGAUGAGAAAGAAGAGAAUUUAAUAGAGAAGUUUAAAUCUUUUGCCAAUAAAAAUUUCUCUUCUGGUGAUUUCUUUGAAGAGAUUAGAAAACGCCAAAUGGAAAAUAAAGCUCCAGAAUUACAAAAGUUACAAGAUGAUUUUGAUCUUCAACUUUAUGACGUUUUCCAACCAAAUGAAAUAAAAUUAGUUUAUGAACGUAUUACAGCGACAUAUUUCCAUCCUUCUUUGGAUAAAAAAUUGAUUGUUGCAGGUGACACAUCUGGUAAUAUAGGUCUAUGGAAUGUCAGAGAUGAACCAUUAUCUGAAAAUGGAGAAGAUCAAAUGGUUGAACCAGAUAUUACAAAAGUGAAAUUUUUCACUAAAAAUGUAGGGAAAAUUGAUUGUUUCACUUCAGAUACUUCAAAAUUAUUAACAGCAUCCUAUGACGGAUCUUUAAGAUCAAUAGAUCUGAAUAGUUUACAAAGUAAUGAUAUUUUGACUCUCAGAAACGAAUACGAUGAUCCAUUGGGGAUCAGUGAUUUCCAAUUCAGUUAUGAAAAUCCAAACGUUCUUUUAAUGACGACACUAUCAGGUGAAUUUGUAAAUAUUGAUUUAAGAGAAAAAAUUGGCGAACAGAUUAGCUCAAAUCUAAGAAGAUUAUCUGACAAAAAAAUAGGUUCAUUCUCUAUUAAUCCAAAUAGACCUUAUGAAAUUGCGACAGGUUCCUUAGAUAGAACUUUAAAGAUAUGGGAUAUUAGGAAAUUAGUUAAAAAACCUGAAUGGUCACAAUAUGAGGAUUAUGAUAGUUGUGAAAUAGUAUCUGUAUAUGAUUCCAGAUUAAGUGUUUCUGCUGUAUCUUAUUCACCAACAGAUAACACAUUGGUUUGUAACGGUUAUGAUGAUACUAUUAGAUUGUUUGAUGUUGGAUCAGACAAUUUACCUGAUGAUCUUCAACCGAAAUUGACAUUAAAACAUAACUGUCAGAGUGGUAGAUGGACUAGUAUUCUUAAGGCCAGGUUUAAACAAGAUCAAGAUGUUUUUGCCAUUGCAAAUAUGAAACGAGCAAUUGAUAUUUACGAUAGCCAAGGUCAACAAUUAGCCCAUUUACCUACUGCCACAGUCCCUGCAGUUAUAAGUUGGCAUCCAUUAAGAAAUUGGAUUGCUGGUGGUAAUUCUAGCGGUAAAAUAUUCUUAUUUACAGAUGAAACAGUUAAAAAGGAAGAAGAAGAAUAA